This is a messenger RNA of Lytechinus variegatus (green sea urchin), 999 nucleotides long. RefSeq lists its product as uncharacterized. The coding region runs from base 1 to 999 and encodes 332 amino acids. NCBI's taxonomy places the organism in Eukaryota, Metazoa, Echinodermata, Echinoidea, Temnopleuroida, Toxopneustidae. The record is from RefSeq and is a predicted model, not a curated record. The transcript has a single exon.
AUGGACAUCUGCAAUGAUGUUGAUAAGCUGUUAGAACAGGAUCCCUACCUGGAUGAUGAGAAGAAGGAAGCAUUGGCCCUCGUGCUGAUAGCUCUGGCCGUGAAUAAGGCUAAAGCCAAGGGUAGGUAUCGUGCCAGAAAGAGGAAGGCAAAGACAGAGUGGGUACGUGAGUGGCUCCUACAACGGCAACACCAUGGCUGGUAUGAGAAGCUGAUGACACAUCUGGAAGAAGGGGAUUUGAGGUCCUUUAGGAAUUUCCUGCGAGUGGAUCCAGAUAUGUUCAGGAAGUUGGUGGCUCGACUUACGCCCAAGAUCAAAAGACAAGACACUAACUUCAGGUUGGCCCUGCCCCCUGGUUUGAAAGUUGCCAUCACUCUGAGGUUCCUUGCUACAGGAAACUCCUACAAGAGCCUUUCGUAUGGCUUCCGCGUGGCUCCAAACACAAUUGUUAGCAUCGUACCAGAGGUGUGCCAAGCAAUCUAUGCCGAGUUUCACGAGGAAGCCAUCAAGUGUCCAUCUUCACCUGAAGAGUGGAAGGAAGUGGCGAAGGGUUUUUCAGAGAAGUGGAACUUUCAUCACGUGUGUGGUGCGCUGGACGGAAAACAUGUCAGAAUUCUCGCUCCUCCUGGCUCAGGCAGUGUGUAUUACAAUUACAAAGGCUUCUUUUCCAUAAUCAUGCUUGCGUUGGUAGAUGCUGACUAUAAGUUCAUGUAUCUCAACGUGGAGACUCCUGCAGCUGACUCAGACUCUGGCAUCUUCAGGGACUGCAAUUUGUUCAAGGCACUCGAUGAAGAUCAAGCCAACCUGCCACCUGCAGAACCCUUUCCUGGUGGAGAUCAAGAUGUCCCGUACUUUUUGGUGGGUGACGAUGCGAUGUUGGCAUCGAGAGUUUCCUCGACAGCAACAGCUGCUUCAAAAACUUGUUCCUUUUUCUUGCGACUUCCACUUGCCUUGGGUGGCAUGCUGGAAGGAGUGGUGGCAGCAACAAUUACAAAAUAG